ACAAGUUGUUUUACAAGGAUAGGAGCGUCGUCGGCACCGCACGAGAUCUCGCUUGUCCCUCUUUCUUUGGCCGCGAGUUUUCGAGGGAGAGAACGUCGCAGCACCGCCGCCGUUUCCGGGAUCGAACGAAGAAUCCUUUUGUUCGCGCGCGCGCGUUUUUAGCGCAGGCGACGACGGUUAUCUAUGGGUUCGCGGCCGUCGACUGUCGGCGGUUUCGUCGCUCGAUUUAUCGGAUACUUUUCUGUCGACGCUGGAAAAAAGGGAGAGCGAACGUGAUUUCGGCCUGUAAUUGGUCGGGCUGUCGGGCUGAUGUCGGUCGCUUGUUUUUUUAGUGGACGCAGUGCGCAGCUAAUUUUUAUAAACUUGCGCGGCGCGAGGUUUUCAAACAGCAGGUGCGUAGAAAGGCCGAGAAGCUCGCUAGGAUAGAAAACGAACGAAAGAUAAGAAGACAAGGGAAAAGAAUGGACACCCGCGGCGUGCGUGCAUCUCUCUCUCUUAUACUCUCUCGUUCGAGAUACCGCACUUACUCUGCGGGAAAAAAAGUGGGACGGCAUCGUGCAGGCGAAUAGUCAGGCGCGCGGGGCAAUUUAGUAGCGGCGCUGGGCUAAUAAUGAUUCACGUCAGUCAAGCCGAGGCCGGACGUACGUUCCACGAUGCAAAUUCAUGAAAUAUCCUGCCCCCCUCCGUGCGCGCUACUCUCUUUCUCCCUCCUUUCUCUCAAUUUGCUCACUGCCGCCUCUCGCACCCUCUCUCUCUCUCUCUCUCUCUCUCUCUCUCUCUCUCUUCUCCUAAUCCUUUGUUUUCUUCCUCUUCCUACUUUCGCUCAGUUAAUUCCAAUUGCUCCGAUUCUUUUAAGUGUUUCUUUCCCCCGACACGAGAGUGCGGUACAAGUGCGCGCGAGGAAUCCGAGACCGUUUCUCGUGGGCGUCUUUUUUAUCUCUUUGCUCGGAUUGAUCGAAUUAGCGCCCGUGACUCGCUGCGGAGAUUCGAGAAGGUGCGAGGCUUUUCGAUCGCGAAUACCUGUACUCGAGACAGUCGCUCGUUCGCGAAAUUUUGUAGAUCGUUUCAGUAUAUUGUUAGUUCGCCGGGGGCAAUUUAUGUCGCGCAAUAGAAAUCUCAUUUUAUUCGACGAGAGCCGCAUUCCCAGCUGUAUACCCCGCUGAAUUAUCUCACGCAUUAUACAAACAAAAUAUCUUAAUAAUUUCGUGCCGCGUAUCUAUUACCAUAUAAUAGACGCGAGGCACGUACAACAACCAUUUCAAUUACAUAACUCGCUUUAUUAUACACGAUGAUAUUAUAACACACGGCGAACUCGUAAAAGUCCGCGUGAUUUAUAUCGCGGAGCAUCGGACGCGCGGCUUUGUAAAGCGUUUACAGACGCGUAUAAUUUAUAUUCGAUCGCAGCGGGCCCGAGCUUUCUAAGUACGUGUGAUAGCUUCACGACGACAGACGGACGCGAUCAUUGUUUACAAGCGGAUCGACGGACGAUCGACGACACGCACGCGCUCCUGAAAAAGAGAGUACGCGAGCGAGAGAAGGAACGAGUUUACGAGUGCAUCGAUGCAGUAUUGAAUAAGCGGAGUCUCUCCUACUGUGCUUAGGCUCUUCUCUUAUAAUUUGAGCCAUUAAUUGCCCUAAGUCGACGGGCAGCGAGCUACAGCUGCUUCGUGCAUCCGAUAAUAUGUGCGUAUGUGCGCGUAUAUCGAUGUUCCCGAAUGGCCAGUAAAUAUUAUCGACGUGCGCUAAUCCAUGCGCAACUGAUUAUUUUUUGUGUCUUUAGUAAGUUUACAGAGCGCGUGGAAUCGUGUGCGAAAAUCGAAAGAAAGGCAGAUUGGUUUAUUCUUGGCGUGUGACUUUUGCGGCGAUUCCACGCUUGUAUUGGAUUCGAUGAGAAAAAUGCAAAAGUCCUUUAUCUAAGCUGAUAUUUUCAGGAAAAAGAUUCUAUGCGAUGAAUAGAUCCGAUUGAGUUAGCAUAUAGAAAUUGUCUAAAUUAAAGACGAUAACAACGUGAUGUAAUUACACGCUGGCCAUACCGCAGCUCGAGUGCCUGACAUUAAUGGAUAUCACCACAUUUAUAUCCCGUCGUAUAUUACAAUUUAUAUCUCAUUGUGCUGUAAGGCGCGUUGUUCGAACAAUAUUCCAGUGUACGCAGGCGCGAUGAAACGUUUUCCAAACGUUAUUAAGCGUUCCUUGCUUUUCUACAACGCAACGAUCGCGCAGAAUGUGAAAAAUCGAAGAUAUGAAUAAGCAUAUCGAACGGCUCACUCAUGUAAAUUAAUGAAGCGAGAGCCCCGUGGAGGAAGAAGGUAUAAAAUACCGAGAUUCAACGGGCCGAUAGGACAAAAGGUUCCCAGGACCUUUUUAAAGCUGAAAACCUCUCGAUACGGAAUUUAUUUCGUUCGACGAGUAAUAAACUUUCUUCGACGCGCACGCAAGUUUUUUUGAGCCCAAUUACGCGACAUUUCCAUAUUCAUUUUCUAAAUCGAGCUUUAUACGUCGAAUAUUUCGUGUGUAUAACACUGAACGUCUAACAGCUUAUACAAGGUGCAAACUCCUUUUACGCGGGCUAACAAUGUCCGAAAUCAAUUCCUUAAUCAUACGCAUCCGCGUAAACAAGAAAAAGGCCGAAGCCGAACCAAAAGCCUGCAUUAUCCCACUUGCUUUCGGAAUCUUUUGUUUCCCAAGCGUUCUCUCUUUCUCGCGGGCGCGCGCGAGUAGCCCCGAGAGGACCCCAAGCCAAGAUCCUAUCUGACAUAAAUAAUUAUCCUGCGGCCGCUCGCGCGGCAGUCCUUCUCCUCUUCGCCUCCUCCUCCUUUUUCUUCUCCGGUUCCGAGUAGAGGCCAACAAAUCUGUCCGCAGGGAUUUUGCGUUUUAUCGCGCGCGGAAUUCAGCAUCUCGGCAGCCUCCCUGCGUUGCGGCGCAUUCCCCGGAUGAUGGGGCAGGGAAAACAUUUCGUUCGGAAAUUCCACUUGCGCAUAGUGCAAAGGAGAGGAUCUCGGGAAGGGGCUGUACUCGUCUGUGGCUUAAUUGAUAUUUUUGCCGACUUUUUCUCGCCGAGUUUUGGAUGUACACCAUUGAGGGGAUCGCGCAUAGCGGUGCGCGAGUCCUUCGAUGAAAAUCGACGCUGAUCAAUGGGACAGUCGUGUGCGCAUGUUUACGACCGACGAUCGGAUCUUAAUUCUCGGCGAUUCUCCGGAAAAAUCAAUCGCCGCUUAAAAUCUCUGCGUAUACUGGAAUUAACGGCGAAUGACGUCGCCGCUGGACUGUGGUGUAGCUGUGACGUUAUCAAGGGACUUUCACGUCUGAAACAAGCGUAAAUAAUGCACGGACUCGACGGUGAAAAUAAGCCGAUAAGCGACGGUCUGCAUUUUUCUCUGGCUUUGUUAGUCUAAGAUUUGUGUAUAAGCAUAGUUUAUAUAUAAGAUGAACAUAGAAACGAGCAGUUUCGCACUAGCCUACAUUUAUCCACCAAGCAUUUUUCGGCCUUUGAAAGAAACGAGACGAAUCAGAGUCUGAAAUAACGGUUCGCUCUGCUUUCGAUAAUUCAAUCCAAAACGUUCGUCACUUUAAUGAGCCUCAUAACGGCCAUCAAUAACGCUGGAAACUGCUCGUUGCCGAACCUGUAUAAUACGCGGCCGAAAGCGCCGGGAGCGAACUAAUGAGAAGAAAUUAGUAUACUCUAGAUUGCUUACAGAUACACACUCCCAGAGAAAGCAGCAGCUCCACAUGCCUUCCAGGAGAUUUCGAAGCCGUGGAAUUCGAAAAAAAUCGCGGCGCGUCAAAUUUUUCAAUGAGCCGCGAUUUCGGAAAAAGACAGAAAUUUGAGAAACGCGAUAGCUAUGAUUUCGACAAUGAACCACCGAAAAUCACGGGCAGAUAUUCUCUCCCUUCUUCCCCGAAGUAGUCCAGAGCGGCGCGAUUCUUCUCACGCGCGCUCCGAAUUAUCGUCUCUCGGGGGCGUUAUGAUGCGUGUCCCGUGAUUUUAGAUAAUUGCACGGUUCGGGCCCUUUUAUAUCGGUAAUUCGGGGUCGAAGGCGAGGAAGGGCUUAAUUUGGCCCCGCGUGCAAAUUACUUACAGUGCUAUUACUUUUUUUUCAUCAAAUUCGGCGCGAACUCGAAGUAUGAUUCGCAAUUUUCUUCUCGAUCGAAACGUUGAUUUAAAAUGAGAGGUUGGCAGUCAUGGGACGCCUGGCAGAUGUAAAACAUAGAUAAUCACGUUUAUAAAAAAUAUAUCACACAUUGAAUAAUAUUUAACGAGCAAAAGUUUUGUAUCUGAUGAUAAAGGCGGCUUUAGAUGUUUCACGCAAAAAAAUUACGAGUUAUUGCUGCUAUAGUCUCGUAUUAUGAGAAUUAACUCGCGGCUCUCGCGCAUAAAUCAGCGAAUCACUUAUUUAAUCGUCUCGUCGAUCAGCCGCGGUUGACACUCGGGCGCUUUUCUUCCUCGAGCGGUAUAUCGGCGCGAGGAAAUUGCACGCGCGAUCCGCUGAUCAAUGGAUGAUAUAAAGAUCGAUUAUCCCGAGGGGACAAUUUGAGCACUAUGCAUGCGCGUUUGCCUACUUCGCGCGCGCUCUCGCCCGUAUUAACGAAUGGCUCGCGGAGGCAAAAAUCUUCCGGCCAAUCGAGCUGUACACAUUGGAGUGGAAUAAUACGUCGAGGGGAGAUGGACCAGGUGUAUUUACGGAAGACGGCCGACGAAGAACUAUACAAUACCGGAUGUCACACGAAAGAAACGCGACUGGAUGCAUCGGACAGCCUUGAUUUCGUAAAAGUCGACCCAAAGGCGUCCCACCAGCGAGACAUGUCCCAGUGAUCAGAGCAGGUCACGAUGGCAUCCUUCUCAUGCCGCUCGGUGGUCGGUAUCGCGUCGAGGAGACUCCGCAGGUCCUGGUGAAGUCCAAAAUCGUGCAGACGCGUGAAUCGGGUGGGGCAUGAGCGCAGCCACUCAUCAUGUUCAGCGCAUCGCGAGCUCUGCUGCCGUCCAUUCUUAGAGCGCCUGGAUCCCUCUUCUCGAGCACACUCACGGUUCUGCUGCUACUGGUCCUAGUCAACAAAGAUGUCAGUGCCGACCUCAAUUCCGAGUUCGUCAAGGGCAAAAUCUGCAUCGGGACGAACGGGCGGAUGUCGGUGCCGUCGAACAAGCAGCACCACUACCGCAACCUUCGCGACCGGUACACCAACUGCACGUAUGUCGACGGCAACCUCGAGAUCACCUGGCUGCAGGACGAGAAGUUCGACCUCAGCUUCCUGCAGUACAUCCGCGAGGUCACCGGCUACGUCCUCAUCAGCCACGUCGACGUGCCCAAGAUGGUCCUGCCGAGGCUGCAGAUCAUCCGCGGCCGGACGCUCUUCAAGGUCAACAUCGACGCGAACGAGUACGCGCUCUUCGUCACCAUGUGCCAGAUGUUUAACCUCGAGAUGCCGGCGCUCAGGGACAUCCUCAACGGCAGCGUGGGCAUCUUCGACAACUACAACCUCUGCCACGUCAAGUCGAUCAAGUGGGACGAGAUCAUAACCGGGCAGGGUCGGAACUACAGCUUCGUCUACAACUUCUCGACGCCCGAGCGCGUCUGCCCGCCCUGCGACAAGGAGUGCGAGGACGGCUGCUGGGGCGACGGCCCCAAGAACUGCCAGCGCUUCUCCAAGACCAAGUGCUCGCCCCAGUGCUGGCAGGGCCGCUGCUUCGGGCCCAACCCGCGCGAGUGCUGCCACCUGUUCUGCGCGGGCGGUUGCACCGGGCCCAAGCAGAGCGACUGCCUCGCCUGUAAGAACUUUUACGACGACGGCGUCUGCACCCAGGAGUGUCCGCCCAUGCAAAAGUACAACCCGACCACGUACUCCUGGGAGGCGAACCCCAACGGCAAGUACGCGUACGGCGCGACGUGCGUGCGCAAGUGCCCGGAGCACCUGCUCAAGGACAGCGGCGCCUGCGUACGCUCCUGUCCGCCGAAGAAGAAGGCUGUGCGGGGCGAGUGCGUGCCCUGCGAGGGUCCCUGCCCCAAGACCUGCCCGGGCGUGCCCCACGUCAACACGGGCAACAUCGACAGCUUCAAGGACUGCACGAUAAUCGAGGGCUCCAUCAGCAUCCUCGACCACAGCUUCAAGGGCUACCAGCACGUCUACGACAACUUCACCUUGGGCAAGCACUACUCGCCCAUGCACCCGGACAGGCUCGAAGUUUUCAGCACCCUCAAGGAGAUCACGGGCUACCUUGACAUCCAGGCCGACCACAAGGACUUCAAGAACCUCUCCUACUUCCGGAACCUCGAGGUCAUCGGCGGUAGGACGCUCACCGAGUACUUCGCCAGUCUCUACAUCGUCAAGACCUCGCUGGUCUCGCUGAACCUCAACUCGCUCAAGACGAUCAACUCGGGCUCGGUCGCCAUUCUCGAGAACAAGAAGCUCUGCUACGCCGGCACGAUUAACUGGGACAAGAUCAGGAAGUCGCCCGAGCACGACAGUCUACUGUCCAACAACAAGAACGGGACCCAAUGCAUCAAAGAGAACCUCGUCUGCGACGAGCAGUGCUCCAAGGAAGGCUGCUGGGGACCCGGACCCGAUCAGUGCCUCUCCUGCAAGAACUUCAUCCUCGGGACCAUCUGCGUCAAGGAUUGCAAUGCGCCAGGAAUCUACCAAGCCGACAACGGCAAGUGCAAGGCCUGUCACGAGGAGUGCAACGGCACCUGCACCGGACCGAACCCCGAGGACUGCACCAGCUGCAGGAACGUCCGCGACGGCCCGUACUGCGUGAAGAAGUGUCCCACGUCCAAGUACGACGACAACGGCCAGUGUCGCCACUGCCACGAAAACUGCGUGGGCGGCUGCGAGGGUCCCGAGAACAACAUCGGACCCAACGGCUGCCACAGCUGCGAGAAGGCCAUCAUGCACGGCGAGAUGCCCGAGGGAUGUCUGCAGAAGAAAGAGCCCUGCCCCGAUGGCUACUACUACGAGUGGCUAAGUCCGCUGGAGAAGGGCCCCCUCAAACCUUUGGCCGGCAAGGCCGUCUGCAAGAAGUGCCACUCGCUCUGCCAGAAGUGCACGGGCUUCGGCGCCGACGAGAUGAACUGCCAGCAGUGCGUCAAGUACAAACGGGGUGAGCACUGCGUCGACAAGUGUCCCUCCGAUCACUUCGUCGAGCCCGAGACCCAGGUCUGCAUACCCUGUCACCACGAGUGCCGAGAGUGCUACGGAGCCGGGCCCGACCAGUGCUACAAGUGCAAGAAUCUUAAGUUGUUUGUGGAGGGCGGUGAUCCGAACGACAACACGACGAGCUUCAACUGCACGGAGACCUGCCCGCCCGAGUACCCUCACAAGGUAUUGCCUGACGACAGCUCGGAGCUCUACUGCUCGCAGGAACCUGUAGGCUUCGGCCUGCAGUACGACCCGGAACUGCAGCCAGCCAUCCUGGGAGGCGUUGGCAUUUUCGUUGUCAUCUUCAUCUCUUUCGCCGGUCUCCUCAUGUACCAGUGGCGGCUGCGGGUCAAGGCCAAGGAGAACACCGUGAAGAUGACUAUGGCACUCACCGGACUGGACGACAACGAACCGUUGAGGCCGACCGGCGUCAAGCCUAACCUCGCGAAACUCAGGAUCAUCAAGGAGGAGGAGAUGCGUAAGGGAGGAAUCCUGGGCUACGGUGCCUUCGGCAACGUCUACAAGGGCGUCUGGGUGCCCGAGGGCGAGAACGUCAAGAUUCCCGUGGCCAUCAAAGUCCUGCACGAGAAUACGGGCGCCAACUCCUCGAAGGAGUUCCUCGACGAGGCCUACAUCAUGGCCUCGGUCGAGCACCCGAACCUGCUGCAGCUACUGGCCGUCUGCAUGACCUCGCAGAUGAUGCUGGUGACGCAGCUGAUGCCACUGGGCUGCCUGCUCGACUUCGUCAGAAACAACAAGGACAAGAUCGGCUCGAAGCCGCUGCUUAACUGGUGCACGCAGAUCGCCCGCGGCAUGGCGUACCUCGAGGAGCGCAGGCUAGUCCACCGAGAUCUCGCGGCCAGGAACGUCCUCGUGCAGACCGGCAACUGCGUCAAGAUCACCGACUUCGGCCUCGCCAAGCUCCUCGACAUCAACGAAGAGCAGUACAAGGCUGCUGGCGGUAAGAUGCCAAUCAAGUGGCUGGCUCUCGAGUGCAUCCAGCACCGCAUCUUCACCCACAAGUCCGACGUCUGGGCGUUCGGCGUGACGGUCUGGGAGGUGCUCACCUACGGCGGCCGGCCCUACGAGAGCGUCGCCGCGCGCAACGUGCCCGAGCUGCUGGAGAAGGGCGAGCGACUGCCCCAGCCCCAGAUCUGCACGAUAGACGUCUACAUGAUCAUGAUCAAGUGCUGGAUGCUCGAUGCCGAGUCGAGGCCCAGCUUUAAGGAGCUCGCCGAGGAGUUCGCCAAGAUGUCGAGGGACCCCGGCCGGUACCUGGCCAUCAAGGGCGACAAGUACAUGAGGCUGCCCUCGUACACUCUCCAGGACGAGAAGGAGAUGAUUCGCAACCUGGCCUCGGCGAUGGACGGCCCGGAGGCGCUAGUCGAGGCGGACGAAUACCUGCAGCCCAAGUGCCGCGCGCCCUUACCGCCGAACCUCCUGUCCAACAGCACGUCCGGCUCCUCGCCGCCCAGCACGCCCGUCAAGACCUGCUGGCCCAACGGCACCUCGCUCAGCACGGACUCGCCCACGCCUCAGAACCAGCAAAAUUGGGACCGGGAGCUGCUCAGGUACGGCGCCGCGCUCAUGCACGCCAACGGCCUCGGAAACAACAACGUCAACCCCGCUGCUGUCGGAAGCAGCACCAGUCACGACCCGAGCAGCUCGAUGCAGAGGUCGCACUACGCCCAUCCCAACGGACACUGCGGACAGCAGCACCCGGGUGUCGCCGGAUCGGAAUCCGGCAGCUCGAGGUACUGCUCGGACCCGCUCAAGUUCGCAGUAAGAGAUUGUGACGUGACAGAUGACGGAUAUGUUCCCGAAGCUCCGGUGCACCAGCCGCAGGCACACGUUGGCGGCAUGAAACUGGAUCUUCUCAUCGACGAAGACGACUACUUAAUGCCAUCCCCGCAAAUGCCAGCCACCAAAAGCCAGUACAUGGAUCUGAUAGGCGAGACCAAUCCCGCAGAAACCAUGCCGAAGCGUCUGAACAACGGCUAUCGUCAGUAUCCCGUGGAAUUUCUGACGAUUCCAGGCAAGACGUCCCUCGACAAUCCGGAAUACAUAAUGUCGCAGGAUAACGGGCCCUUGACACCGCAGACUCUUGGCAUUCCGACGUCGCCCACCGCCUUGGACAAGGUGCUGGCGAACGGUGCCUUUGGUGGCGUCCCCCAGCUGCGGCAGCGCAGCUCCGAGGAGGAAUCCGAUCACGAGUACUACAACGACUUUGAUCGGCUCGAGCGUGAGCUGCAGCCACUCAAGCCGCUGAGGAAGAACGAGACAACGGUCUGAUUUUUCUCCAGUGUGCUCGCGACAAGAGGCUGGCGUAAGCUGGAUGCUGAGCGAUUGGUUUCCCGAACUUUAAAUAGACAAAGUGUUACUACGACAGUGUAAACGUUCGGAGCAUAAGCAUACGCCGAAGGAGUUACAAGACUCAGCUGCGUUCAGAAAAUGUAAGGUUUAGACACUUUAGAUCUCGUUAAAAUACAUCGACAGCGUGAGGUCCGCACGACCGGUGACUAAAAGUUAACAUAUACGUAAUGAAAUAAGCGUUAUUAGUCGUUAAUCAAACAUUGCGAUUGAAUUUGAUCUUUGGUUGAAGAUUUUUCAUAGAUAUAAAUACACGUUUUUACUUGUUAUCGUGACAUUUGCAUGAAAGUGGUGUUGCGUUUAUACCGAUCCACCCGUACUCUUAUGGAUCCGUUAGAAGUAUUACGGUAAAAUUUUCGCGAUAACGGCAAAUCUUUGACUAAAGACCAGAGUCAAUAGAAAGAGAAAGUACAGUGCGAAGCAAUCAAGAAUUUCAGAAAUUACUGGUUGCUCGAAGCAUGUUUUCGGCAAUUUUCAAAUAAUUUCAAAUUAUUAUCUUUCAAAAACACUUUUCAGUACUUAGAGAUUUCCUGAUACAAUAAUAAAAGAGUGCCGUGUUUGAUUGUGAUCAUAACUUAAUGUCACGAAUGUACAAUGAAGGACUGAAUGAAAGAGCGAAAGAAUGGAGAAUCAAGAAAUCCAUUGCGACGUAAAUAAAUAUAUAUAAAUAAAAAAGCUCCCAUUCUCGACUAUAUCGAUUCGACUAUACUGAAUAAAAUAUGCGUCGAUAUGUCGUCUGGGCGAGCGAUAAACAAACUGUAGUGCAAAUAUAUUCUUAAUGUGCCAUUGUCAAUGUGGCUUGUAAAUAGUUGUAUAACUUACACUUGUAAUUUACAGAAUACCGCGUAUACAUAGUUAUUUGUAUGUAUGUUUACUUUAUGAUAAAUACUAAAAGAGUAUAAAUCGAGUUACAUAAGAUUUAUAAGGAAUCGAAUCGAAGAACAAAGAAAAUUUAUCUCUGCAAAUGGAAUGACAAAUGUUUUUAUUGCAAUUAAUUUUUUUAUCAUAUACAUCGAUCGAUCACGUAAAUUUCGAUCUAUUUUUUUAAUAUACAUAAAUUUUUAUACUCGGUAUAACGAAAGCAAUCGACAGUUUCGUUAACGCCGAUGACUGUGAUAAGAAAGAUUUUUAUCCUUCGAAAACACUUAAAACUGCACAAACAUGAUUUUUCUUGACUUUUUAUUUACCUACUAGCAAUAUAACUGCAAUGCACAAAUUGACGAGCGCUAUUUUGUUUUUGUAUUUCGUAAGACAUGCGCACUGUUUGUUAUUUUAUUAAAAUCAAAAAAUAAUUAAAUAUGCUCAAGCUUUUGAUUUUUUUUUUCAAAAAUAUAUUUGUUGAAUUGCAAUAUCAAAACAACUUUGCUUUAACAAGUGCCUUCCAUGUUAUUACUUCGGCUUUUCUAAAUGAAGCUCGGACUGUUCUUCCAGCGUAUGAAUAUGAAACAAAACUAUAUACAAAAGUGCCUAUUGUUGUAGAGUGUUAAGAGGUAUUUUGUAUUACUAAAGGUGUGAACAAAUUUUUUCAAGUUUUUUGUGUUCGUCAAUUAUAAUAUUUAAGCAAGAUUUUUACACAAGUUCUGAAUGCAAUCACGUUCUACUUAAAAACAAAGCUAAGUUAAUGGCUCUCUUUGUAUUUUUAUAUUUCGACUGUUAUAUUUUCUAUGUUUUCUAGAAAAUACAAAAAAUAUCUUGUAAUUGUAUGCUUGGUUUGUAUGCCAUCGUUAUAUUCUUAGCGGACCAAUUAAAUUGGGCUCAAGUGGUUUUUCGUGAAAAAUGAUUAAUGAUUAUUACACACUUUUAUUGCGGAAAACGGAAUGUAAAUAGAUAACUAAACUGCUAAAGAAACGUUUACCUACCGUAGAACGAAAGUACUUGAAUCGAUUAGUUAAUUAUGGGCACGAAAGAUAUAUUGCGGUAUCACGUGCAAUGUAUUUGGCCUUAAAGUGGUUAUAGAAUAGGAAGUGCCAUUUUGUACAGAGCCUUGGAGAAUUGAAUUGAAUAAAUUCAAUUAAAUUUUCUUAUUCUAAGCCAAUUUUGGAUAAGGCAUAUUAGACAACCAGAAAUAAAAAGAAUCACCACACAAACGGCAGAUUUUGUGAUCCGAAAUUUCGAGAUUUUUUGAAUUUUGUAAAAGUAUUUUCGUACAUCGUAUUUAUCAAUAAAAACAUAACAAAUAUAAA
Messenger RNA from Nasonia vitripennis (jewel wasp), 11681 nucleotides. RefSeq names its product epidermal growth factor receptor (gene Egfr). Lineage: Eukaryota; Metazoa; Arthropoda; Insecta; Hymenoptera; Pteromalidae. Gene Ontology annotation, molecular function: transmembrane receptor protein tyrosine kinase activity; ATP binding. Gene Ontology annotation, biological process: cell surface receptor protein tyrosine kinase signaling pathway; protein phosphorylation; multicellular organism development. The record is from RefSeq and is a predicted model, not a curated record. Bases 4948 to 9420 code for a protein of 1490 amino acids. Gene Ontology annotation, cellular component: signaling receptor complex; basal plasma membrane. The transcript is spliced from 11 exons.